Molecule: messenger RNA, 1248 nt
Organism: Saccostrea echinata
Lineage: Eukaryota; Metazoa; Mollusca; Bivalvia; Ostreida; Ostreidae
Product: receptor-type tyrosine-protein phosphatase kappa-like
Exons: 11
Coding region: 1-1242 (413 amino acids)
Biological process (GO): protein dephosphorylation
Molecular function (GO): protein tyrosine phosphatase activity
Source: RefSeq, a predicted model, not a curated record
AUGAUUUGGCAAGAGAAUAUUGAAUAUGUUCUUAUGUUGACAAAUCUUGUAGAGAAUGGAAAGUUAGCAUCUGCAAGGACAAUCAACCAGUUUCAUUACACGGCUUGGCCAGACCACGGUACCCCAGAAGAGAUAGGACUUGUUCAAUUUCAUAGAGCUGUUACCAAAAAAUGGAAGUCUGAAUCUCCCUUACUGGUUCACUGCAGUGCUGGAGUAGGCAGAACAGGGACAUAUAUUGGUCUGAAUGUGUUACUCCAACAAGGGAGGCAAACGGGGCGGAUCAAUGUAUUUGAGUUCGUGAAGCAAAUGAGAGAAGAUCGUAUGACCAUGGUCCAAACAGUGGAACAGUAUGUGUUUUUGCAUAAAGCCUUACUCUGUGGAUUUCAAGAUAUAGAGACUGUGAUAUCGGAACGUGACCUUCAAGCAAAAGUACACACUCCUCUAAAGGAAGCCUCGCCUUUUAAUCAACAAAAGCUGAACAAAGAGUUUCGGUUGUUGUUGGCUUUGAAACCGAUUUUUGAUACUGAGACGAAAGAAGAUGCUGUGAAACCCGCGAACCGAGCAAAAAAUGUAGAUAUGGAUAUUUUGCCAGCAUCAGAACAUCGACCUUACUUAACAACCUAUGUAAGAGGAAGAAAUGAUUAUAUCAAUGCAGUCUUCGUUUCCACUUUUACAAAUCCAUAUGGAUUCAUUUUGACCCAGAAACCUCUUACAGAUACAGUGGUUGAUUUGUGGAGAUUGUGCAGGGACCAUGACGUUGAAUCCGUGGUGAUUCUGAAUGAUGAUGGCGUGGGACCUAACUGGCUGCCUAAUGGAGGAAAAACGCUACAGUGUAAACCUUUUACCAUAGCUGCUAAAAAUGCCGGGUUUGAUAGUGACGGUAUCCGACAAGAUCGUCUUCUUAUAUCGACAGAUGAUUACAAAUCGUACAUUGACGUCUUCCAAAUACUAUCUGAGAAUGAUGAUGCUUUACUGAAAGGUGCAAAAAUACUUCUAGAGAAAGGAAAUACGUCAACAUCUCUUGUCAUAAGCAGUAAUGGUGCUGGAUCAGCAGGAAUAUUUUGUGUUUUACAUAACGCCCUUCAACAACUUCAAAUGGACGGAGAAGUGGACAUAUUUACAAGAGUCCGUCAGAUACAGACUAGGAGACCAGAAGUCAUCACAACGCUUGAAGAGUACCGGAAGUGUUAUCAAUUACUUGGUGGAUCUCUUUCAUCGGAGGGGAUAUAUGUUAAUUUUUGAGGAGUG